Messenger RNA from Lasiosphaeria miniovina, 1326 nucleotides. Its product is annotated as cyclin-domain-containing protein. The record is from RefSeq and is a predicted model, not a curated record. Gene Ontology annotation, cellular component: cyclin-dependent protein kinase holoenzyme complex; nucleus. The transcript is spliced from 2 exons. Gene Ontology annotation, molecular function: cyclin-dependent protein serine/threonine kinase regulator activity; protein kinase binding. The coding region runs from base 1 to 1326 and encodes 441 amino acids. Lineage: Eukaryota; Fungi; Ascomycota; Sordariomycetes; Sordariales; Lasiosphaeriaceae. Gene Ontology annotation, biological process: regulation of cyclin-dependent protein serine/threonine kinase activity.
AUGUUGGAGGCUGUCUCGACCCCAGUCAAUGCCUCUCCCAGAAGUGGCCUCCAUAGCUUCCACUAUGCACCUGCAUCCACAUCCGCAGUCGCGCCUUCGCCGCGACAGUCUCCAGCCCGGCUCCCGGCUGCCCUGUCCCGCCGGCAAUCCGCCGCCUCGUCGCCUCUCAUCUCAACUACCACCACCACAACUACAAUCGCCUCGCCUUCUUUCGCACGCCCCAAGCGAUAUGUAGGCGUCGACGCUGCCACCCAGUACUCGCCUAUGGAGCUAGUGGACUACGCUACCGGCGCCCCUCUCUGUCGCCCUGCACCCGCGCCGUCGCCAGCCGACAUUGAUCGGCUCGAGCCCCCGCCAAUGCCAGGACCGAAGCCCAUGGCUCUCCCCGACGACCCGCCUGCGACAGUGGCCUCUCAUCCCAUUCCGGCGAAGCCCGCAAAGUCUAUACCGCCAGCCGCGCCUAAGCAGCAGCAGCAGCCGUCGGGGUCCCAAUCGCAACUUGCCGCUGCCGUCGCCGUUCCCGCAGCCGCAGUGCCCGCGCCGGCAUCUUCUCCCACGGCUAAGAGAAGAAAUUCGCAGGGGCCGGGCAGCUCCAGCGUUGCGACGCCGGCCGAUGCCGUGCAAAAUCCUUCAGCGCUCGCUAAGCGCCCGAAGCCCGAGACGGCCCUCCCCAAAAUUUUGCCCGAGCGAUACGAGUUAUGCGCGGUCGAAGACGUCGUGGUGCUUAUCGCCCACAUGCUGGGAGAGCUCAUUGAGACCAACGAUGCGCUGGCCCUGAAGUCUGGCCAUUUGACCAGAUUUCACUCUCGGACCGCACCGGGGAUCUCAGUUCUAGACUAUCUUCACAGGCUGGCAAAGCACGCCACACUUAGCCCCCCUCUGCUCUUAUCCAUGGUCUACUACAUCGACCGACUAUGCGCGCUUUAUCCCGAAUUCACCAUCAACACGCUUACCGUGCACCGUUUCUUAAUCACAGCAGCUACAGUCGCGGCCAAGGGUCUUUCCGACGCCUUUUGGAACAAUUCGACCUACGCGAGAGUCGGCGGGGUCAGGGUCGCUGAGCUGAAACUGCUGGAGCUCGAAUUUCUCUACAGGGUUGAUUGGAAAAUCGUGCCCAACCCCGAGGUCUUGGUUGCCUACUACCGAGGCCUGGUUGAACGGUGCCCUGGAUUUCAGCUAGAGGAAGACGAUAAUGAAGACGACGAUAGCGAGGUCAUUGACGACGAGGAUGACGACGAACUUGACGACGAAGAGGAAAUAGAAGGGGGGACGAGCAAGGGCAAAGCCGCGAUCACGAACCACGGGCAAACGGCAAGCAGCAGCUAA